CCGGGAGGAGGCGCCUGCCUCUAACAAAAGUCUGCGGCCGACGCUCUCUUUCCUCCUGGCCCGGGCAACAAGUGGCUGGCGGCGGCCUCCCGCGGGAGGCGGCGGCAGCGGCACGGCUGCGAGGAGGAGGAGGAAGGCGGAGCGGCGCUGAAGCAUCGGAGGAGCGGAGCGCCAGCCGCGGGGCGGUGGAGCCAGCGCCCGGAGGCCGUCCCGCCCGUCCUGCUUGUGGAUUGUAACUGGAGCCGCCUUCCUGGCCCGGACACCCCGGCUAGAAACCGGGGCGGGGAGGGCGCACUGAUAUAUCGCAUUUUUGAUUCUUUCACUUUUAAAGUUAUUUUUUGUUGUGGUUGGUGGUGGUUUUUUUUUUUUUUUUUUUGUUUGUUUGUUUGUUUGUUUUGUGGGGAAGGGAGGCUGUCGGCCACCCGAGAAGAAACGGAGGAAGUUGCAAGGCUGCUUUGAACAUGUCGCCGUGAACACUUUCGGAGGCUCUUCCCCCUGCACUGCCCCAGGGCUGCACUCCGUCAGCCGCGGCUGCUCGGUGCCCCGCGGCAGAGAUGCUGGGCGGCGGCGUGGGAAAGCGGCGACGAGCAUGAAGGCGGCAGGAUGGGCGCGAACAAUGGCAAGCAGUACGGGAGCGAGGGCAAGGGCAGCUCAAGCAUCUCAUCCGACGUGAGUUCAAGUACGGAUCACACACCCACCAAAGCCCAGAGGAACGCAGCUACCAGUGAAGAUUCCGACCUGAGCAUGCGAACGCUCAGCACACCCAGUCCAGCGUUAAUAUUCCCACCGAAUUCCCCUGGGUUCCAAAAUGGCAGAGGUUCGUCGACCUCUUCAUCCUCAGUCACUGGGGAAACUGUUGCCAUGGUCCAUUCGCCACCUCCCACCCGUCUCACCCAUCCUCUCAUCCGGCUGGCAUCCAAGCACCAGAAGGAGCAGGCCAACAUAGACCGGCUGCCCGACCACUCCAUGAUCCAGAUCUUCUCCUUCCUGCCCACCAACCAGCUGUGCCGCUGUGCCCGCGUGUGCCGCCGCUGGUACAAUCUGGCCUGGGACCCACGACUUUGGAGGACGAUUUGCCUGACUGGUGAGACAAUCAAUGUCGACAGGGCUCUCAAAGUGCUGACCCGGAGGCUUUGUCAGGAUACUCCCAACGUAUGUCUCAUGUUGGAGACGGUAAUUGUUAGUGGCUGCAGGCGGCUCACAGACAGAGGACUCUACACCAUUGCCCAGUGCUGUCCAGAACUGCGGAGGCUGGAGGUGUCUGGCUGUUACAACAUCUCCAAUGAGGCCGUCUUUGAUGUUGUGUCACUGUGCCCAAACCUGGAACACCUGGAUGUAUCAGGCUGCUCCAAAGUAACAUGCAUCAGUUUGACUCGUGAAGCCUCCAUCAAGCUGUCUCCCUUGCAUGGGAAGCAAAUCUCCAUCCGCUACUUGGACAUGACAGACUGCUUCGUCCUGGAGGACGAAGGACUGCACACCAUUGCCGCCCACUGCACUCAGCUGACCCACCUGUACCUGCGCCGCUGCGUCCGCAUCACUGACGAGGGUCUGCGCUACCUGAUGAUUUACUGCACAUCCAUCAAGGAACUGAGCUUGAGCGACUGCCGCUUCGUCAGCGACUUUGGCAUACGGGAGAUCGCCAAGCUGGAGUCGCAUCUCCGAUACCUGAGCAUCGCUCACUGCGGCCGCAUCACGGAUGUGGGCAUCCGAUACAUAGCCAAAUACUGCAGCAAGCUGCGCUACCUCAAUGCGCGGGGCUGCGAGGGCAUCACGGACCAUGGCGUGGAGUACCUCGCCAAAAAUUGCACAAAACUCAAAUCACUAGACAUCGGCAAGUGCCCCCUGGUCUCAGACACCGGCCUGGAGUUUCUAGCCCUCAACUGCUUCAACCUAAAGCGCCUGAGCCUGAAAUCCUGUGAGAGCAUCACUGGGCAUGGCCUGCAGAUUGUAGCUGCCAACUGUUUUGACCUACAGAUGUUGAACGUGCAGGACUGUGAAGUCUCUGUGGAUGCUCUGCGAUUUGUUAAACGACAUUGCAAGCGCUGUAUUAUAGAGCACACCAACCCUGCUUUCUUCUGAAGGGAUACCCCAUGCCUGUUAUUGAAAUGCAGUAUUAAAAACACUGAUGUAUAAGCACACGCUCCCAUAUUCAGUAAUGCUGUCUUUUUUGUCACUCACGGGAGUCAUUUUUCUUGUACCUAAUGGGUGAGGGGUUUUCUAGAAGACUAUUUUGUUUUCUUUUUGUAUGAUCACUUUUUAAGGUGCCGUGAGUCUCUGUGGAGAGGCUGUUUUAAUGCAAAAGCAAUGAGUGCUCAGCGUUGCUGGUGGGGUGUCAUUUCCAUAAGAGCCAUGAUCUUGUCCCAGGCUACAGUAGUUGCCUCCAAAGGAAAUAGUACAUAAUCCCUACUUCGGAAAUGCUACUAAGCUGUGUCAAAUACAUCUGAAUUCUAGCUGUGCUCAUGAAGCUGACUAUGCAAUAUUGUGUCUGUGUUUCCCAACUUUUUCCAAUAUGGCUGAUAGUCAUCCAUUGUAAUUCCUCAGGAAAUACUGGGUAAUGUUCUUAAAUAUACUCAUUUGAAACAUAGUAAGACCUGCUGGCCAUUGCUGAGCAUUUCUGCAGAGUGAAUCUGGAGACUGUGCCCAUGCAUGGAUUCUCUUGGGAAGCCCACCUCCAGGUCACUUAUGCAUCAUUGCUACUUGCCUUUAUAUCUAAAUUUGUCCUCUCCAAUGUGUGUAGUACCAUCCUCUGGUAGUAGACAGGGACUUCUGGCUCUGACAAGCAGUGAUGUAUUGAGCUGAGUGAAGGAGAACAAACUGGUGGCCUGGCAAAAGUAAAAGCCAGCAAACCAGCCUGAGAAGCUGCUGUAUUCUGCAACAAGCUGAGGUAGUACUGUAAGACAGUAGAGAGGCUCUGAGGCAUUGUGGAGCAGCUUACACAGGGCAGUCCCAAUUGCUGUGCUGCGUGGCUGCCACCAGGAAGUCUGACUUUGUCCCUUUGCUGUACCUUUUCAGCAGCUGUGGCACCACUGCAGUGAUGUUCCCUGAGAAACCAGGGACUUGCGUUUAGGUCAAGUUAGUAUGUGCCUUAAUACACUUGGAAACCUGACUCUUUUCUGUGACCUUCCAGUUCAAAGGAUAGAUGGCUGAUCUCAAGACUUCAAAGACAUUAGCCUGAUGUUAGAUAACACCCCUGGGGACACAGGGGCUUGGCAUAUUAUUCACAUUAGAUUUAGAUUUUUUGAGACUUUGGCUCUUUGUGUUCCCUUAGAUUGGAGGUGCAGCUGCAUUCAACAAAGAAUUAAACAGCAGAGUUGCCCUGUGACACUGGGAGCUCCUGUUACUCUCAUGAUCACUCUUGCUCUUGCAUAAGCUGGAGCAUUUUGGAAGUCCCCCAUCUCAUUGGCUUCUUCCCCAAAGUGUGUGGUUGAUUCAUGGUUACUUUCUUCAUCAUUUUCUGGCUGCUGUUCCACUGCAUUUUCACAUGUAAUGCUCAGAUCUGAAAGCCAGACACAUGAGGGGUGAUGAUAUUUUCAGGCAGAACCCCUGUGCCUGACUGACAGGUGAAUUCAUAUGUUCAGUUCAAACACUGUAAGUGUCUCAUAAGAAGGGAAGCACUGUGUCUGGCUUUCAUAAGCAGUAGUUCCAUCAUCUCCAGACAACACUAAUAAAAUCAGUGGUAUGAAGUGAAAAUCAAUAUGCCCAAGAAAAACAAACACAUAACUGCUGAGGAAAUACUUACAACAAUGCUCUCUCAAUUAAAAAAAAAAAAAAUAGGGCAAUGGUUUGGACAUGUCUCUGGAGAGGGAACUUGUCCUACUGCUGCAAAAAUUCCUGUAACUUAUGUAUGUUCCUCCAAUUUUGGAUUUUUUAAUAUGCAGGAUGGCAUCAGCUAUGAAUUAUAAAUUAAGUUAUACUAAGGCAAAGAGGGCCAUGGAAAAUGAAUUUGUCAUUGCUACUGUUACUCGUCAGUGACUAAUAUUAAUAUAACCUUGGACAGUUAACUUUAUUUUGGCUUUCCUUUCCAUAUUUCUAAAAUAAGAGAUUCUUCUCCAGCAAGUAAUACAGUAUAUUUUAUCUGAGCCAGCUAUACUCUCUGUUUACCAUUUAUCUAAAAAUGGCCUCAAGAAAUUUAAAUGUUGAGCCCUGAGGAUGUUGGGAUUUUGAGCCAUUUGCACUCAUGAAAUACAAGGCCUCACUAGUAACAUUUAAUUGUUUAUUAAAAAAAUAAAGCUACUUUUCUGGCUAUGUUGAAUUGAAUGUGUAGUGCUACGUGGUUUUUAAAGUUUCUAAUGUUUAAAUUUGGCCUGUACUGUACAAAUCUCACUAUAAAGCCUUAAUUUGCUACCAAGAAAUAAAGCAAUAUAUUGGUAACUGAUGAGCAUCCAGCAUCAUUUGCACUAAGUGAUUAACUGCUAGUGAAAAAGAAAAGAUUAAAUACUUAUAAAUAUCAAAAAGUAAGCGAGUGAUUGAGCAUAUCAACCUAUCAGGUUGGUGGAUUAUGACCUCACCUAUCUCUCUCUUUAAAAUAUUAUUUUCCUCAUGUGAUCUUUCUUGACCCUGAAACAUAAUCAGAAACUGGAAGUAAAAGUAAAAGAAAAAACAACAUAUUAAAAAUGUAUAAAAAAUUCAGGAGGGCCUCUGCAUUGGUUUAAAGACAUGUUAACAUAUUUGAUGAGAAAAGUAAAAUGGAAUGACUUAAAAGGUAGAGCACUUACUGAAGCAGUGUUGCCUUUUGAAUGCUUGAAUGUUUGAAUGUAGAAACCCUUCUCUAGGGGACACUGGUGGAAAGUUGAUAAAGGUAAUUUUUCUAAGCCCAAUGUUUUUAAGUAGAUAGUCUUAAGUGAUCUGAGUUGGUACUCUAAGACAGGUAGUUAUUUAAAGAAAAUUUGAACUUAACUUAUUGAUGCAGAUUGCCUGAGUUGACUGUUAACCUUUUUCUUAUGUCUACUUCCAAAAUGACAGAACCAGAAAAUACUGGAAAAACUACACUGGAAAAAAAUAAAGUAGUGCAUGUGGAGCUGAGUUUGCUGGAAAGGUUGCAACAUGUGACUGAUGUGUCUUCUAGUUUAGGAUUAGCAAAGACUAUAAAUUUCCUGAAUGAAAACAUAGGUGAUUCUUGAACCAUCAAAUUCAGGCUCAGGCACUGGCGCUUCUUCUGCUCUGCAAUAACAUAUGGUGAUCUUAUCAAAGAAAGAUAGCAAUGAAUCACAUCAGUCAGGCUGGCAUGUUUAUGUCUUUGGAAUCAUUUGUGUCCUCUAGAGAGGGGUCUCUUAGAAAAGGCACAGCUAAACUACCACGCACUGUGAUUAUAGCCAAACAAUGUGUUUAGGCAUUCAUCCUUCCCUUGGCUUUUGUAAAAAGUAGAACUGUAUUUUUGUUAUUAGCGGCAUGAAACUGAUGAGAAGUGCAACACUUUUGCCUCUUUGAGCGGUGCUCAUCUGGCUUCCUGCAGAAUGCAAAACAGCUUCUGUUGGAUGUCUUGAACUCAGAACCGUGGUCCAGAUGGAAACCUUCAGUAGUGGUUUAUGUGGUUUCUCAAAACUUCUAGACUUUGAACUGAAAAAUUAAAAAGCUAGUAAAAUAUCUAAUUUCAGCACUAGGCUUGAAGCUGGUCCAAACUCUUAUUAAAAAGAAACACACUAAUUAUUUGGACUGCAGCCUGGCUGCCCCUCAGCUGCCAGUGUUAGUUUAGAGGGGAAAAGUUCUCUGGCAGAGUUGGUGUGUGGCUCCUCUUCCCCCAGGGUUCCCCAGGAAAGUAACCUACCCUCAGUUUUUUGUAAUUUUUUCAGUUUAGCUAUUCAUGCUGAAACGUCCCAUGCUGGGCUUUGAAAAUGUUAGUUGAAAUGGUUCAUCUGGUUCUGUAAAUAAAGCUGGAGGAAAUGUAAUUUUGCUCAUGUUAAACUCCAUGUGACCUUUCCUUUGAAAAUGGUCCAUUGCUCUUCAUCUCCUCUAAGCCUUCAGAGUGAAAGCAUGAGCCUUGUCAGGAGGUCACCUUUGGGACAAGGAUGUGUCUUCCUGAUCUCCCAGUAAGUUUCACCUAAAUUUAGCUGCAUUACAUGUCUUUGAACAUCUCUAAUUCUGUAACCAGGGAGAAAAGGGACAUGCUCAGAUUAUUUGGAGCUUGUAGUCUGACAAGGCCAAGAUUUGUCAAAGCUAAGAGGUGUUUAUCACUCUGGCAGUGUGAAGGAGGAAAUGACCUGAAUUAUAUGGAAGCUGCCUGGAAAGUCAGGACAAGGUUGAAAGAUGGGGUUUUGAGAACUGUGACAAGAAAGAUGAAAGGGAUUUCCUGGGCAAGGGGUACUGGGGCUGGGAUGACAAAGAGAUUCAAUGAUUUUUCAGCACAGAAACUAGGACUGGGGUUAAGAGAGGUGGGUUUGUAUGACUGGUUGAGCAGGGAGAAUUGGGCCAGAAGAAGUAAAUAGUGAAGAAUGAAGUUUGGAGUAGGAAGAGAAACAUGAAGAAAAUGAAUUGAACUUCAUUUAAAUACAGUACACUCCCUUGGCACAGGCUCUGAGAAAAUUAAACAGACUGUUUUGGUGAGGAUGCCUCAAGUCUGAAACCAAAAAUAAAGUAGUAGUUUUGCAUCUACUGCGUCCAAUAUUUCCCUAUAUAUAUACCUUUUUUUUUUUUUUUGUGAGGCCAGAAAGUCUUUACCAGCCGAAGUAUAUAGCUUUUACCAGUAUAUGAAGGUCUGAGAGAUUGUCAGCAUCAGUGUCUUUUUCCUGCCUUCACACCUUUGUGUGAAGUAGCCUAGUGAGAAGAACAAGGAAGGCAGGUUUGUAAAGUCUGUUCUUCUUUGGAGCUGCAUUUCAGCAACACCAGCUGCUCAGCUUUGCUAAGGUGCAGCCACAAGUGUGGACCCAGGUUCAUGCCAUUUUUACAGACUGUUAAAGGGCAUAAUAAUCUUGGGUUCAAGUUACUGCCAGGCAGCAGACAUUAGAAUUCAAACUUAGCCUAACAAAAAGACAUUUGACUGAACAGCAUUACUACAUGCUAAUAAACAGAUUAAGUCCAUUUUCUCCAUGAAAUAGGUGAGGGAUGUUUAUUUUCAUGCACCCUGCUGCACAGAUUCAGAGCAGGUUUUUCAUCCAUCUUUGUCUUCUCUGAAAACUGGAUAGAAACAUCAGGACACUAUUCCCUUGUCCUCUGGAUGAUCACAGUGUGAAAGACAGCAGCAUAGUUUUUGUUCAUCAGGAAAAGCCCCAGGGAUUGUGUAAGACACAAGAAAAAGUGGGGCAGGAAGGCAGGAUGUACUGCUAUUAGUAGAUAGUGGAAUUGAGAGAUCUUUGAAGGUUGCAUUACCAUAUUUAGAGAAGUUAUUGCAGGGUUAACGCUACCUCGGAGGAAGAAGAAUAGGAGCUUUCCUCAAACGACCACCGGACAGCAGAAAAAAGACCCCUAGCAACACGCCGCGCAGAUGCAGAGCACAUCGAGAAUGUCACGAAGUCCGGAACUGAAGGGGUAUGAGAACUGAAAGACUGGGAGGUGCGGUGCGAGCCAUUGAGGGAAGCAGAGGCUCCCUGGCCGCCCAGCGCUGCAUUUGCCCGUACUGCUUGCUUGCUAAAUUAAUAAAAUUCUCUUUAUAAAGUGACA
Taeniopygia guttata (zebra finch) is the source of this 7593-nucleotide messenger RNA. RefSeq names its product F-box and leucine rich repeat protein 7 (gene FBXL7). Gene Ontology annotation, molecular function: protein binding. Lineage: Eukaryota; Metazoa; Chordata; Aves; Passeriformes; Estrildidae. Gene Ontology annotation, biological process: SCF-dependent proteasomal ubiquitin-dependent protein catabolic process. Gene Ontology annotation, cellular component: SCF ubiquitin ligase complex. The record is from RefSeq and is a predicted model, not a curated record.